Messenger RNA from Rubroshorea leprosula, 1190 nucleotides. Lineage: Eukaryota; Viridiplantae; Streptophyta; Magnoliopsida; Malvales; Dipterocarpaceae. The record is from the annotation of a GenBank genome assembly.
CUCUACUAACUGAGGGCAUAAGCCCAAAUUUCACCUCCAUAAAAAAUUAUCUGGUUCAAUAUAUGUAACAUAGAAUGGUUGGGUUGUGGACCAAAUGCUAGUAUGCAUUAAUCAUCUCUAGUCUAGGAUAAUUUGCUGGUAAGGCCAAGUUGAAAUUCUCAAAAUUUUGAAAUAAUAGAUCUUUCAAUUAUAUCGACAUAAAUCACGUCUAGGAUCAUUUCGGCCCGAGGGCUUCCUGCUCUCCCAUGAGAGUUUCCUCCGCAGCCUAAUGGGAGCCGCUGUUAGGCUCUCCCAAAUGCUGUUUUCCGUCUUCUUCCUGCUGCCUUACCUCCCCUCCCCUGUAAAUUCUAGCCUCCAACUUUCCUUCUACUUUCCGAUCGAUUCUGUUUAAAGUUUUCCAUUUCACAGUAAAACCCAAAAACAUUUCCUGCAUCUUUUCUUCCCCAAUCGUCAGCCCAAAACUAUCAAACCAAUUUUCCAGCUCUAGAUCUUAUUUCAUGGCGAUGCCAAGCUGUUCCUCUGAAUUUAACAUCUCAAAAUACCAAUUUAUGGAUAUCAGAUCUAUCUUUUCUCUGCAAUUGGUUCAAGAGUACUCAGAAAAGAGGAUCAUAUUUCACUAAAGCUUGUUACACUUUGGAAAGGGCUUUUGAAAUUCAUUACGGCUUGGGUGGAUAGCAGUGUUUUUCAGGUGAAAUCUCCUCUUGAAACCCUCCUCUGAUUGUUUGGCUGUUGGGUAUUAGGGUUUAGAAUUAAUUUCCAGUCUUGAGGAUAUGUUUGUCUUGGAUAUAUUGUUAAUUAUCUCAAUCACUUGGACCCAUUUGAUAGUUUUUGGGCAUUUUUAUUGGAUUAUAUUAGUCCUCAGUCUGGUGCAAAUUUAGCUUCUUAUGUGAGUUUCACUUAGUUAAAAGGGAACUUAAUGAGUCUUGGGUUUGAUCAUGAAGCUAGCUGCUAUAUUGAAGAGAUUGGCUCUUUGGUGCUGGUUGUGAUUGGGUUUUAUUUCAUAUUGAGCUUUCUAUCAGUAAAUAUGCAAAAGAUGUUAGACAUGAUGGGUCUAGGCGUUGUUGAUGGUCCUCGAUGUUUGGGUGUGGAAGCUGAUUAUGGUCUUGAAUGUUGGUAUUCCACUAGUAUGUGGACUGGUAAAGGAAUACAAAGCAAUCAGGAUAAGUAUCAAUUAAACUUCCUAUACUUGU